This is a messenger RNA of Budorcas taxicolor (takin), 2890 nucleotides long. RefSeq names its product E74 like ETS transcription factor 1 (gene ELF1). Gene Ontology annotation, molecular function: sequence-specific DNA binding; DNA-binding transcription factor activity, RNA polymerase II-specific. The transcript is spliced from 8 exons. Gene Ontology annotation, cellular component: nucleus. Bases 193 to 2037 code for a protein of 614 amino acids. The record is from RefSeq and is a predicted model, not a curated record. Gene Ontology annotation, biological process: regulation of transcription by RNA polymerase II; cell differentiation. Lineage: Eukaryota; Metazoa; Chordata; Mammalia; Artiodactyla; Bovidae.
UUGCCUCAGUUUAAGUAAAAUCUCAGUGAAGCAAGAAAAUCUGAAGUACCUUCCUUAAAGAAAACCUGGGCAUACAGUAACUUCACAGGUCUAGCUGGGCUUAUUUACGCAGAUUGUUCACUGGUCUCUGCUGCCUGGUACUUGAACCUGUUUGGAAUUUUUCUCAUGUGGAUCUAAGGGGAAUGCUUUAUUAUGGCUGCUGUGGUCCAACAGAACGACCUAGUAUUUGAAUUUGCUAGUAACAUCAUGGAGGAUGAACAACAGCUUGGCGAUCCAGCUAUUUUCCCCGCCGUCAUUGUGGAGCAUGUUCCUGGUGCUGAUAUUCUUAACAGCUAUGCAGGUCUGGCCUGUGUGGAGGAGCCCAAUGACAUGAUCACUGAGAGCUCCCUGGACGUCGCUGAGGAGGAGAUCAUCGACGAGGAUGAGGACGACAUCACCGUCACAGUCGAAGCUUCCUGUCAUAAUGGGGAUGAAACAAUUGAAACCAUCGAGGCUGCUGAGGCACUCCUCAACAUGGAUUCCCCUGGCCCUAUGCUGGAUGAAAAGCGCAUGAAUAAUAAUAUAUUUAGUUCCUCUGAAGAUGACAUUGUUGUUGCCCCAGUCACCCAUGUGUCCGUCACAUUAGAUGGGAUUCCUGAAGUGAUGGAAACUCAGCACGUUCAAGAAACAUAUACACACUCACCAGGACCCUCAUCACCAGAACAACCUAAGAGAAAGAAAGGGAGAAAAACUAAACCACCACGUCCAGAUUCCCCAGCCACUACACCAAACAUAUCUGUGAAGAAGAAAAACAAAGAUGGGAAGGGAAACACAAUUUAUCUUUGGGAGUUUUUACUGGCACUGCUUCAGGACAAAGCUACUUGUCCUAAAUACAUCAAAUGGACCCAGCGAGAAAAAGGCAUUUUUAAAUUGGUAGAUUCUAAAGCAGUAUCCAGGUUGUGGGGGAAGCACAAAAACAAACCUGACAUGAAUUAUGAGACCAUGGGAAGAGCUCUCAGGUACUAUUACCAAAGGGGUAUUCUGGCAAAAGUAGAAGGUCAGCGCUUGGUGUAUCAGUUUAAGGAUAUGCCAAAAGACCUUAUUUAUAUAGAUGACGAAGAUCCAAGUUGCAGCGCAGAGUCUUCAGAUCCAUCACUGUCGUCAACAACCACUUCAAGUAGGAACCCAGCAAGUCGAUCGAGAGCAUCUUCAAGUCCAGGAAUAAAAGGAGGCGCCGCUACAGUUCCGAAACCAGGGAAUUCGAAAGCUGCAAAACCCAAAGAUCCCAUGGAACCUGUGCAGCCGUCCGAGGCUCUGAGGACAGUACAGUCCACACAGACUCCGUAUCCUACCCAGCUCUUCCGGACUAUUCACGUGGUGCAGCCGGUACAAGCUGUUCCAGAAGCAGAAGCAGCCAGCAGCAUGCCAGAGGAGACGUUAAAUCCUUCCGUUCCGAGUAUUAGGACCAUACAGACUCCAGCCCAAGUUCCAGUGGUGGUAUCUCCUGGGAAUCAGCAUUUGCACACGGUAACACUCCAGACAGUGCCAAUCACAACAGUGAUAGCCAGCGCAGAUCCAUCGUCAGCUGCUGGAUCUCAGAAAUUCAUCUUACAAGCCAUCCCAUCCUCACAGCCCAUGACAGUCCUCAAAGAAAACGUGGUGCUCCAGUCGCAGAAGCCGGGCUCCCCUCCCUCCAUCGUCUUGAGCCCUGCCCACGUGCAGCAGGUCCUCACCAGCAGUGUCCCGCCCGUCUGCAACGGAACCGUCAGCGCGGCUUCGUCGCCGUCCUUCAGUGCUACCACGCCCAUGGUGACCUUUUCUCAUCACAGUUCACAGCUGGUUGCUCACCCACCUGGCACUGUAAUCACUUCAGUUAUCAAAGCUCAAGAAGCAAAAACUCACAUACAGGAAGAAGUGAAAAAGGAGGUUGAAGAUAAUGAGGAACAAGGCACUGAAGACGCUGAGCAGCAGCCACAGCCUUACGUGAUGGUGGUGUCCAAUGGAUUUCCUUCUCAGGCAGCUGUGAAAAACGAACUACUGGAGCCCAGCUCCUUCUGAGGAAGACGCCAAAGGAAUUACAGAUGGCUGGUUUUUAACUGAACAUUUUCGAUUGUAUGCAAACUAUUGAUUCUAAGAUAAAUCCUCCAAACUUUCCUCAUUUUGUAGUUACUUGUUAAAAAUUAGUAACAGUUAAUUUUGAAUUUGUUAGAUGAGGGGGGAAAACCCAGAUAUUUCUGUUUGUUCUCCAAAUGUUUCAGAAUUCAGUUGUGAAGGAACAGGCAUUUUAUACUAUGAAGACAUUCUUUUGAGAUUUUUUUUCAGUGGUUAUAUGAUAAGCAUUUUACAAGCACCAUUUUAAAUUUUAUACUGCAUUAGCUUUUCUGAUUCUUUUGUAAAUACAAUACUUAAAUGUAAGACAUCAGGAAAUUUAUAUAGGAGCUGUUUUCAUUCCACUCGUAUCAAAGGUUAAGUCUUGACUCUUUGAAAUGCAAGACACCUAUUUUAUGCUUUGUUAAAAUUAUGAUUUCACUUAGAUCGACUUUAGUUUGUUGCACUCUAUGUUGAGCUAUGCCUAUGUAAAAUAUAACUUUAAAAACCGAAAUGUGCCCGUGAUAGGGCUGAACCUGUUUCAGAAGCAGGAUAAUAGAAAAGCAUCAGCCUAAGAGUGGUUCCCCUGCUGACUAGCUGUGUAACCUUGGGCAAGCCACUUGAUCUUCUGGGCCUCCUAAGAGCAAUGGUGUAUUGGAUUAGACUCCAACUCCUAUCUAGUUCCUAUCUAGUUCUCCAAUUUCCCAUCUAGUUCUAAAUUUUAUGAUUCUAACUCCUACAUUUUAUCAAUUUAUCAAAUUUAUCAGUUAGUAUCAAUUAAAACAUUAUCAGCUUAUCUCCUAAUGUAAAUAUAACUAAAAUA